GUCCUUUUCGUGCUGUGUUUCAAGAUGGCGGACGAGGUUGACUUGACGAUGAGUUGUAAACAAACUUUAUCAAAUGUUUCUUCUUUCUAGUUUGAACGAGAAAAAUUGGAAAAUAGGAAAAACUUAAAUUUUGAUAACAUAACCAUGGGUCUUAGAGAUAAAAAGAUUAAAAAUGCCAAUCAAAACGAUUCAAACGGAGCGACUUGGGUCCAUCAGUCCCUCGCACAGGUCAAGAUCAAGGUGAUGAAAGGUCAUGCUGAUGAUGUCAAUUCCUGUGAAUUCUGUUUUGAUGACUCCAAGAUCGUUACGUCAUCCAAUGAUAUGACAAUCAAGUUAUGGGACACAGUGACUGGAAACCAGCUAAAAACAUAUAACGGCCAUUCAUCUUUCAUAACAAGUUGUUGCCCAGAUUCAGAAAAUAGAACGCUGGCAUCAGGAGGAUGGGACAAAAAUCUGAUUGUAUGGGAGGCAGAGACAGGACAGAUUUUGUGGAAAGCUGUUCAUGAAGGAAUCAUCACUAGUUGUCAUUUUUCCAGCGAUGGGAAGUACCUAGUGACUGGAACUGACUUGGAUUUUGCUAUCUGUAUAUGGGAUGCAAGGGAAGGCACUUUGAUCAAGAAACUCAUAAAUCACAAGAGUACAGUAACGUGUUGUCRCUUUUCACCUUUUGAGAACCGUAUUUGCUCCACAUCAAUGGACAAGACAACUAAAAUUACCGAUAUGCGCACAUUUAAGACCAGCAACAGUAACAUCACUUUACAACUUGGGGGACACAUAAAUGUGAUUUCAUCAUGCUGUUUUUCAAGUGAUGAACACCUACUGGCAACAGGAUCGUGGGACAAAAAUAUCCAGCUUUGGGACGUGGCCACAGGGGUCUACAGAACCCAGGGACCAAUGACCCUAUCAAAGGGCCAUGAGGGGUCUAUCAGUGCUUGUCAAUUCAGCAAGGAUGGGAAAACUUUGGUGUCAUCAUCAUACGACGAGACCCUUGUCAUUUGGGAUGUGGAUAACCUAUGUCAAAAGUUUGCAUUAAAAGGUCAUUCAGGAUGGGUGAAUGAUUGCAGCAUCAGUCAAGACCAGAAAUGGGUAUUAUCAUGCUCAAAGGAUAAGACAGUUCGACUGUGGAACAUAGAGUCUAGUGAUGAUAUACCAGUGGUUCUUGAACACAGGAAAAAUAUUGGACUGCGCAUCGUGCAAUGCCAGAGUUGCAGCAAGCCAUUUUCUAUUGCACAGCUAGAAGAAGCAGACAACAAUAAGUUCUGUGUAUUUUGUCGUCUGGAGCACCCUUCCAUGUACGAACCACCAGUUACUUAAUAAUAUUUGACUAACAGACACAAAGUCUUGUUGCCCAAACAGUUGCGAUCCUUCAAGAGAUUAUAAGAAUAAAGCUUGCAAUCUACUAGCUAUACA
Actinia tenebrosa (Australian red waratah sea anemone) is the source of this 1410-nucleotide messenger RNA. RefSeq lists its product as uncharacterized. The record is from RefSeq and is a predicted model, not a curated record. Gene Ontology annotation, molecular function: protein binding. NCBI's taxonomy places the organism in Eukaryota, Metazoa, Cnidaria, Anthozoa, Actiniaria, Actiniidae.